This is a messenger RNA of Exserohilum turcica Et28A, 2793 nucleotides long. RefSeq lists its product as uncharacterized. Gene Ontology annotation, molecular function: glycerophospholipase activity; metal ion binding. The coding region runs from base 1 to 2793 and encodes 930 amino acids. The record is from RefSeq and is a predicted model, not a curated record. The transcript has 2 exons. NCBI's taxonomy places the organism in Eukaryota, Fungi, Ascomycota, Dothideomycetes, Pleosporales, Pleosporaceae. Gene Ontology annotation, cellular component: cytoplasm.
AUGGCCGCCAACGAACCCACGCUGUCGUCCCGGGCGAAUCAAUAUGUCCGUGAGAUCCUGCAUAAUACCGAACCCCCACCUGCUAUACCCGUUCGCUACUUUUACACGUCGCCUCUUGCGAUAGACGAUCCACUCUCGCCCGUACCGCCGCCGCCAACAGCCUCGUCGACGGCCAAGAGGGUGCCACCGCGGCCCUUCUCCGAGUACGACAAUGAAGCCAUCCAAAAGUCGUGGCACGCCCUCCGCAAAAAGAUACUCAAGCACAACGAGGAGUUUGGCGAGAAAGAUGGCACGGGGCGGGGGACGCCGACGAACCCAGCAGUGGAGCGGCUGAGGCGAAAGAGAGGAGGUAGUGCUUCCAGCGUCGAAGCCUCUGUCCAGGGCAGGGAUAUACCAGGCGCAGAAUCAGCGGCCAGAGGGCAGUACUCGAGCUCCGCCGAGAUGCUCGACAGGAAGCGGCCGGGCUCCAGCGGUGGCAGUCACGGGCACUCUGCUUCGGGCUCGCUGAAAUACGACCACGGAUCCAUAUCGCCACUCGAGCCUUCGACAACAGGCACCCCUUUUAUCCGAGCGCCGUCCCGAGGGAACAUUUCCAAGUCGUGGAGGCCUACGCCCCCAGAGGGAAGCCACCGCCCGACGAUACAUGAAGUGGAUAGCUACAGAUGGGAUGACGACAUGGAGCCUGCUCUGUCGACAGCCAAGGACAAGGCGCCAGCAAAGGCCCCCAAGCCAAAGCCGGGCCCGUCUGCAAAAGUGCCUGUUGGUGUCUCGAGACUGCAUCACGUAGUCAUGGACGCCGGCUCGAUACGAAUGGAGCCCAUAUACUGGUCGCCGCUUAGCGACGUGGCCAAGAUAGUGCGGGGGACAUGGUUUUAUAAAGACAGCAUGAUGCCCGUCGAGGUCGAAGUUGCCAACAUGCUUGAAGUCGGAUACCUUGAAAUGAAGCCCUGGACGCAGACGUGGACGGACGAGCUCAACAGCGCCGUCGAAGUCGGCGCUUUUGGUGAGAUGAAGAUCCUGCAUCAGCUCUGGCCUGAAAAGCCCAGGAAAUCAGAGAGUAGACCGUCGACUUCGCAUCAAAUGCUGCAAUCCAACGGCCUAGUCCAAAGCACGCUGGGUGACGAAGAACAUGAUCCGCAGAAAGAGCACCGUGAAAUUGUUGACAACGCAUGCGACUUGAUUGAUAUAUCAACGGGCCCCGAAGGCCCUGACCACAAGGCGGCUGGAGAUCUCGAGUACGGUGCGGACGGGCGAAAACGCCUUUAUCGGAAAGCUGGCGUCAUAUACUCCAACGAUAAGGAGGCCUAUAUCCUCAAGCCUGCACUCCAGCCGUCCGACUACUAUGGAAGAAGACCACUCGCCAACUAUAUCCGCAAAGGACGGGAGAUUGGCGUUCAUGUCGUACGGGGAUUCGACCAGGCCAUCUGGGACAAACUGCAUCCAAGCAAGAACUCGCCAAAAGCACAAGCGGCGCGCCAAGGAGUCUCAUCGUCGCAAGGUGGCGCACCACCAUACCAAAGACAAAAGUCGGAUCCUACCCUUGCGCAAUCCGAACGACCCAAAGUGACGGAUCUUGUACUGGUAAUCCAUGGCAUUGGACAGAAGCUAUCAGAAAGGAUGGAGACCUUCCAUUUUACGCAUGCGAUGAAUGCCUUUCGACGGGAAAUGAAUGUUGAGCUUGGAACGCCUGAUGUCAAGCGCCACUUGCGCAAGGAUAUGGGAGGGGUGAUGUGUUUGCCGGUCAAUUGGCGCCAUCGUGUCUCAUUGGAAGUGGACAAUACUGAAGUCGAAGCGCCAGAGGAUCCCUCUGCCAAUAAAUACACAUUGAAAGACAUCACCCCAGACACCCUACCCUCGGUCCGUGGUAUCGUAAGCGAUGUUAUGCUCGACAUUCCCUACUAUCUUUCUCCGUUGCACAAUCCCAAGAUGGUGGCCGCCUGUAUACAAGAAGCAAACCGCAUCUACCGCCUAUGGUGCCACAACAACCCUGGAUUCGCAGAGUAUGGCCGGGUUCAUCUGAUCGCACACUCUCUUGGCUCAGUAAUGGCUAUGGACAUUCUAAGCCAACAACCAACCUAUGUGGAUCCGCAAUUUACCGACCCGUCGUUCCCUGAAGCUGAGAUACCUCAGGACCAAUUUAUCUUCAACACAACCGACCUCUUCGUCUGUGGUAGCCCAGUCGCCCUCUUUCUCCUGAUGAAAAAUGCCAACCUUUUGCCGCGCCGUGACAAGGAAAAGGCCGGCGCAGACUCCUAUGCUGCACCCGGCGUGGCUGGCGAACAAGGCACGUAUGGGUGUCUUGCAGUGGAUAACAUCUACAACAUUAUCAACCCGUAUGACCCCGUCGCCUGCCGCAUAAACCCAACCGUGGAUAUAUCUUACGCCUCGAUGCUCAAACAAGCAACUAUCCCAUCAGCCUCAACAUCCUACUUCUCGUCGCUCAACCCCUUCCGCUCCGCCACCUCUUCGCAACCUUCCUCAACCAACAAGCCCCUGACCAUCCGGCUCCCCAGCAAUGUUGAGCUUGAAAUACACAACUUCACACGCGAGGAAAUCGCAGAGAAGAGAAUGUAUCUACUCAACGACAACGGCCAGAUUGACUACUACAUGAAGUAUGGGGGUGGGCCAUUGGAAAUCCAAUACCUGACCAUGCUGGGCGCGCAUAGCAGUUAUUGGCUGAGCAAAGAUUUUGUGAGGAUGAUUGUCGUCGAAGUAGGCAGAGGACUAGGGAAAGCAGGUACAAUCAGCGAAAUGCGCGCUGUAAAGAAGAAACCUGUUAUUGGUGGAACUUGA